AUGGUCACAGUCAAUCACUUCAACAUUAAGCGCCAGGCGCACACGCUCAGCCGUAGCAGCACCGACCAGUCUUGGAAUCCUUUCCGUCAUGUCGCUUGGGACCGUCGAGAACGCGCUCUCUCGGACGCCGGCCGUCUCGAGCAACAACAGAACAAUGACAACCUAGGCGAGAAGUUGGCACACGCCAGUACAGAGCCUGGACGCAGCGGGCCUGCGAGGGAAUGGUCCACAGCAGAGACCAUGGCCGAGACGAAGCGGAGCAGAGAAGGAGACGAGGCUGACAGGGAGAGGCUAAGCGGAAGCUCUCCUGUUGAUGACAUUCCCGUCUCUCAGCGCUCCCUCGUAGGGGACGGCAGUCUGCGAAACAGAAAGCCCGAAGACUCUCGAGGAGUCAUUGACGACAAUGCCAACAACAAUGCUGACUAUCAGGAGAGGAAAAAGAAGCUCCAGAAGCAAGAGUCUAACAAGCUCUUCCGCAAUGUCCAACCCAAGGAGCCCUUUACCGUCGCGAACCAGCUCCAGCGCACCUUUCUCAACUCAUGGAUCAACAUCCUCCUCGUCGCUGCCCCCGUCGGUAUCGCCCUCAACUAUAUCCACAGCGUCAACCGCAUCGCCGUCUUCGUCGUCAAUUUUAUCGCUAUUAUCCCCCUUGCCGCUAUCCUCAGUUUCGCUACCGAAGAGAUUGCUCUGCGAACCGGUGAGGUUCUGGGUGGUCUGAUCAAUGCUACAUUUGGCAACGCUGUCGAGCUCAUUGUUGCUAUUCUCGCGCUCGUGGACGGAAAGGUCAUCAUCGUGCAGACCUCGCUCGUCGGCUCCAUUCUCUCGAACCUGCUGCUUGUCAUGGGCUUCUGCUUCUUCUUUGGUGGUUUGAGGAGACAGCAGCAAUACUUCAACGAGACGGUGGCUCAGACAGCCGCUUCGCUGCUUGCCCUCGCUGUCGCGUCUGUCAUUGUCCCUACCGUCUUUGACUGGGCCAGUGAGACCCCCGAGAAGUCUGUUGCUGAUCUCUCCCGUGGCACUGCUGUUAUUCUGCUUGUUGUCUAUGGCGCCUAUCUCAUCUUCCAGCUCAAGACACACCAGAGCGUCUUCGCCGAGGAGAGUCAAAAGGUUGCAGCGAAGCCCUGGUCUCGCAGUGGUCCUGCCUCAAGCGGUAUCCGUCAGGGGCUCAUGGUCCCUGGCGCCUUGGUCGGUGGCGGCAUGGCUGGUCGCGAUGAGAACGAGCGCCUGACCGAGAUGAUUAUGAACCCUGAGAGACUGGAGGGUGAGGAGGACGAGGAAGAGGAGCCGCAAUUGCACUUCUGGGUCGCCGUGGCUACGCUCACCUUUGCUACCGUCCUGAUCGCCCUGUGCGCUGAAUUCAUGGUGGACUCGAUCGACGCCGUGACAAAGGAUGGUGGUGUCUCGGAGGAGUUUGUCGGCCUGAUCCUCCUCCCCAUUGUCGGAAACGCUGCCGAGCACGCCACAGCCGUGACCGUGGCCAUCAAGGACAAGAUGGACCUGGCCAUUGGUGUUGCUGUUGGUUCGAGCAUGCAAGUUGCCCUGUUCCUGAUCCCACUGCUGGUCAUCAUUGGAUGGGGCAUGGGCGAGGAGAGCAUGAACCUCAGCUUUGACCUGUUCCAGGUCGCUGUCAUGUUUGUGGCUGUGUUGCUUACCAACUAUCUCAUUGCCGAUGGCAAGAGUCAUUGGCUAGAGGGCUGGUUGCUGAUCUGCCUCUAUGCCAUUAUUGCAACUUGUUCAUGGUGGUAUCCCACCCACUCUGAUGAAUAA
Molecule: messenger RNA, 1767 nt
Organism: Fusarium keratoplasticum
Lineage: Eukaryota; Fungi; Ascomycota; Sordariomycetes; Hypocreales; Nectriaceae
Exons: 2
Coding region: 1-1767 (588 amino acids)
Biological process (GO): intracellular calcium ion homeostasis; calcium ion transmembrane transport
Cellular component (GO): fungal-type vacuole membrane
Molecular function (GO): calcium:proton antiporter activity
Source: RefSeq, a predicted model, not a curated record